AUGGAGCGUACCGUGCCCCGUCGAGUAUCUGCCCUAGGUGUUCCCUCCCCUACCUUGCCCGAGAUGUACCAUAGACAGUAUCCUACUUCCCGCUCUAAUCCUCCCUCUCCUCAAGAAGGGUCCUUUCCCAACGCGUCUCCGUGGUCAAGUCCACGGCUGACACCAGUUCCGACCCCGCCAGCGACACCGAUGCCGUUUCCGCCUCUUGUAUUUACCUCACCAGCUGGUACACUCUCUCAAGAAGGCGGACCAACAAUAUGUGGCAUGCCAUUGAAAUAUGUCUCUUUGGUCACCCUUGCGGUCCAGAAUGCUGCGUUGUCUAUCGUCAUGCACUACUCGCGUGUGUCCACGCCAGCAUCCGAAGCGUAUUCGCCGGCAUCCGCAGUCUUGCUCAACGAGCUGCUUAAGGGCACCAUCUCGUUUGUCAUAGCCUUCCUCAGGAUGGCAAGCGCAUCUGAUGCAUCAAAUCGCGGGUUUCUCGGCUGGUGGUCGUCGCUGCGGAGAUUGUGCAGAGAGAUCUUCAGUCCCGACUGCUGGAAGUUGUCAAUACCCGCCCUCCUUUAUGUUGUACAGAAUUCGCUGCAAUUCGUAGCUAUCGGCAACCUCCCCGUCGCGACUUUCCAGGUCACGUAUCAGAUGAAGAUUCUUACUACUGCUGCCUUUUCCGUCAUGCUCCUUCGUAAGAGGCUCAGUUCUACGAAGUGGAUGUCGCUUUUCUUUCUUGCUAUCGGUGUCGGCAUUGUUCAGAUCCAAUCGAGCAGCACUACCCAUAUUCCAGCCAGGCAAGAGAUGCCAGUGGGCAGUGCGCAUGAGUCAGCACCCCUCCAUAUACACAUCAUGAGCCCCCUCAAGGGCUUCGGUGCUGUCACAGCAGCAUGUUUCACAUCGGGCCUUGCUGGUGUUUACUUCGAGAUGGUCCUCAAGAACUCAAAAGCUGACCUCUGGGUACGCAACGUUCAGCUAUCAUUAUUCUCCCUCAUCCCUGCCAUUCUGCCCAUCUUCUGGGAGUCAUCACCUACGUAUUACCGCGAUGGUUUCUUUGCCAGUAUUCUGCACAAUUUUGGGGGCUGGGCAUGGGCGACGGUCGCGACCCAGGUCUUGGGAGGACUCAUCACUGCAAUUGUCAUCAAGUAUUCAGACAACAUUUUGAAGGGUUUUGCGACGAGUCUCUCUAUUGUCUUUUCCUUCCUGGCCUCCGUCGCACUUUUUGGCUUCCGGAUUACCCCCUCAUUCAUGAUUGGGUCGACCACCGUGCUGGUGGCAACGUGGAUGUAUAACCAACCACCGGGCAAGGAAUUGGUGACCAUCACUGGUGUCAUUCCCGUUAUACCUGGGAAAUCGGAUAGCGCGUUCACUCCCGCCAGUUCCACCGCACCCAUUAUUGGCCAAUUUUCGUCGCAUAAGAAGAAUGCCUCGCCCUUCGGUAGCCCUCGUGUUAUUGCGUCUGCGUUGGGUCUUGCUGAUGAGAAGGCGGAGGAUGGUCAGUUUGGCGUGAUGUUGGACACACAGCGUUAUCUGAGCGCACCCUAUGGAUCGCCCUACCCGUCCCGAACGCCGUCGCCGAUUCCGACGCCACCAUACCCCCGAUCGCAUAACGGUUCACAAACGAACUUGACGACCGGUCGCUGGCAAUGA
Molecule: messenger RNA, 1635 nt
Organism: Fibroporia radiculosa
Lineage: Eukaryota; Fungi; Basidiomycota; Agaricomycetes; Polyporales; Fibroporiaceae
Exons: 2
Coding region: 1-1635 (544 amino acids)
Biological process (GO): pyrimidine nucleotide-sugar transmembrane transport
Cellular component (GO): Golgi membrane
Molecular function (GO): UDP-galactose transmembrane transporter activity
Source: RefSeq, a predicted model, not a curated record